Molecule: messenger RNA, 1119 nt
Organism: Pseudogymnoascus destructans
Lineage: Eukaryota; Fungi; Ascomycota; Leotiomycetes; Thelebolales; Thelebolaceae
Exons: 2
Coding region: 73-1119 (348 amino acids)
Source: RefSeq, a predicted model, not a curated record
AUACACAUACACAUACACAUACACCUACACUACAAUAUCAUCAUCGACAUACUUACUAUAGCCCCCCAAUCCAUGGCCACCACCGAGCAUCAUUACGCCCACCACGCCCGCCUGCCCACCACCGACGACAAACCCUACUUCCCCCAUCCCGCGCCCCCAGAAACCCCAAGUCCUCCCCAGCCGCCAUCCCCAACCAUGCCCUCCGCCACGACCACCACGCUCCUCACCACCUUCCUCGUCCCCCUCGCCGUAGCCGCCGCCCUCUACCUCCUCCUCGCCUUCGCCCUAAUCCCUCUCUACCAACGGCACCACGCGCGCUACGCCUCCUACCUCCCCCUAACGGCCCUCUCAACCUCGACCUCCACAUACCGCACACGCAUCCAGGCCAGCAUCGCAGAGUACAUGUUGCCGGUGGGUUGGCGGACGGGUUUCGAUUCGCAGGAGUACCCGGCGGAUUCGCGGUCGGGAAGCGAGGCGGGGGAUGAGGCGGGGGAGGAGCUGUAUGAGUUUGUGGCGGGGAGGAGGGUGGGGGUUAGUUUGGAUGCGAGGAGGGGGGGGGCGAGGAGAUCCGUAAGCCCCUCCUCCUCCCCCAGCCAAUUCACCGAGCUCACCCGAACGACGCAGUUUUCCUCAUCCACCACCCGCAAUGCGCGGCUCCCCGCCGCGCCAUUCGGUGCAUUGUCGUCCAAGGCACUGGCUACGAGACCGCGAUUCGUGCAAUCUCCGUCCGUUCCUUCCUCGGAAUGGCGCAGAUGUCCUCUAGUCAAGGAGGUGGAUCUCAAAAAUGCGAGCCCCUACCGCGCCGACAUUGUGACCGUGCAGCAGAUGAAACAGCGCCAGGAGGCGCCGACGAUGAGAGGCAUCUUCGCCGCGUUGAAUGAUACGGUUGAGGGCGCGAAGAAGUCGGCUAGGGAGGUCGUGAAGACUGCGAGGGAGAUGGCGGGGCAGCAGGAGGCGCUGGGGAAGAGGACGAAGGCCCAGUUGGCGAAGGUGAAGGAGUAUGAGAAGAAGAGGAGAGCGGAGGAGGCGGCGAAGGAGAGGCAGUUUAGGGAGUGGAGGAAGGCGCAGAAGGAGGUGGAGAGGGGGAGUAAGGGGUUGCCACCCCUGAUGGGUUGGUAG